Molecule: messenger RNA, 462 nt
Organism: Rotaria sp. Silwood1
Lineage: Eukaryota; Metazoa; Rotifera; Eurotatoria; Philodinida; Philodinidae
Source: the annotation of a GenBank genome assembly
AUGUUUACUAAUAAAUUAUUUCAACCAUUAUUAAUUCAAAUUCGUUUAACAUCAACAAAAUCUGGUCCUAUAUGUACAUUAAUUAAAGAAACAAUUGAAAAAUCUUAUUUAAAACCAUAUCAUGUUGAAAUUAUUAAUGAAAGUUAUAAACAUAAUGGUUUUAAACCAGGAAAAGAAACUCAUUUACAAUUAACUGUUAUAACACAUGCAUUUGAAUCUAUGUCAAUGAUUGAAAGACAUCGACGUUUAAAUGAUUUAGUUAAAGAUAUUGUUAAAGAACAUAAAAUUCAUGCAUUAAGUUUAUAUACACCUAAUCCAACAUUAUGGUAUGAUAGUUUUCGUCGUGGACUUAAAUUAGAAGAAAAAUAUCGUACACCACCAUGUCUUGGUGGUCAAAUAAAAGAAUUAAGUGAACAAACUGAUCAACUUAUAAAACAAAAAAUUAAUACAAAUGAAAACUAA